CGCGUGAUCGAUUCGCCAUGCAGCAGGAGCUGCCCGCGUCCUGGGCACCGAAGCGCACAGUCUGGUUGAAUACUGGAGCACCCAUGCCGCUUUUGGGGCUGGGCACCUUCCGCCUGCAGGGCGAAGAGGCAGUACAGCUCAGCCUGGACGCUGCUCUGGAGAACGGCUACCGCUUGCUGGACACAGCUGCCGUCUAUCACAACGAGGCCGCCAUUGGCCACGCACUGGGCAAGCUGCUGCCACGCCACGGCCUCACUCGCAGCGACGUCUUCCUGACCAGCAAGUUGAGCCCAAGGGACCACGGAGAGGAACUGGCUGAAGAAGCCUGCCUCAGAAGCCUGAAGGAACUGGGCUGUGAUUACUUGGACCUCUACCUCAUCCACUGGCCAGGCACGCAAGGACGGCCCCAGGAGGACCCAGGAAACCGGGAACGCCGUCGACAGAGCUGGCGGGCUCUGGAGAGGCUGCAUGGAGCCGGGAAGCUCCGAGCCAUCGGUGUUUCUAAUUACACCGUCCGACACCUAGAGGAGCUGCUGGAGGACUGCCAGGUGCGCCCAGCAGUUCUCCAAGUGGAAUUCCACCCAGAACUGGUGCAGUCGGAGCUGCUGUCCUUCUGUCGCCAGGAGGGCAUCCACCUACAGGCCUACUCGUCACUUGGGGCCGGCCAGUUAGUGGGGAGGCCAGAGGUGGCGAAUAUCGCUGCGAGGCGAGGGCAGUCACCCGCCCAGGUCUUGCUGCGCUGGGCUCUUCAGCAAGGCGUCAGCGUGAUCCCCAAGUCGGCCUCUCCCAGUCGUGUGGCUGAAAACAGCCAGCUCUGGAGCUGGGACUUGAGCCAAGCAGAUAUGGAAGAACUGAGCUCAAUGGAUUGUGGGAAACACUACUGCUGGGACCCCAGCGGUGUGGCCUAGGAGUGCAGGGCAGAGGCAAGAGCGGUGGCAAAACCCGGUCCAGAAGAAAAGACCCACCUGGCUCCGAGGUGCAACCUGGCCUCCAAAUCUGGAAUGGUAUGGCCUUCCUCUUCCACUGCAACCAGCAUUUGAGGCCUCUCUCCGAGCUUCACCCCCCACUCCAUUUUUGCUGGACAGCCGUUUUCAGCCAUUUGGCUUGGAGGGAGAAAGACGGGGGCUGCAGGGGGACAAAUCAUGCCCUCCCCUCUGCAUUCUCCCUCACUCUUUACCCCCUCACUGAGGCCGAGUUCCCAGCCUUGGUGUGGCAGGCAGUGCUUCCCAUGCUGAGCACUCUUGUCACCGACCUCAGACAUGGCAAUCUGAAGUAUUCUGCAUCCGCCUAGACCAUGCCUAGCCGGCAGUAAAAUCGCUCGCUCCCUAAUCUUGUUCCCGUUUGCGGUGGGUCAUCUUUAUUUAUGGGAAAGGGAGCAGAGGGCUCAGCCCAGUGGGGCUGCUGCGUCCCUCAUCAGAGGAGGAUGGUCACAGAGGCGGUUCUCGUCUCCGGAUCCCUCCUCUGCUGAAAGUCAGCUGAAUGGCUGAGUUUGACUGUCUAGCUGCAGCAAUUCCAAUGGGGAAGGAAGCAGGCCGGAGCACUGCAGGGCAUCUGGCUGACCGCCGUCCCCUGGAACAUCCUCUUCUUCUGCCUUUUCUCUGAGGUCACCCGUAGGACCUCAGAGGAGCAGCCACUGUACUUUGUUCUACAUCAGCGGUGAGGUGGGAUUUGAGUGUGGAGUACCAGCUCUGAGGUUUGGCCUUUUUCCUCUCCUUCCAGACACAUUUGGACUGCAAUACCCAGAACUCCCAGUGAAGAGCCCGACCGGAUGGGAAUUCUGGGAGUUGCAGUCCUAAUGCCUCUGAAGGCCAACCAGGUUGGGGACAGCGGCAUAACAGCAUACAGCCCUCGUAAGGACCAUAGGAUCACUCUGUAAGAAAUCUGGAAGAUAAUUAACAUCAACUGUAAUCAUAUCGCAUCUGUCCCAACAAUGUUUAAUUUUAACGAAGGAACAGCACAAUGAGAGCUGCAAGUUUUCCUCUUCCCUGCUCAAACUAUCAGGACCCAGAAACAGAAUUCUAAAGCACAAGAAUCCAAAAUCUGUGAUUCCCUUUGCGUAUUUCCAGAUUCUUUUGUGAUGUAGCAAAGGCCCACUUAUUGUUUUGACUGGCUUCUACUGCGGGAUGGUGCUUCUGUCCUAGAAAAGUUGAUGAGCAGGAGAACAAUAAAUGAUGGCCUGAAAUGUAGUCAAAGGCAGUGACACACCAUAAGACAGAAUUAACAUUUAAUAAAAGCUCAUACAAAUUUCUCCAUAGGGAAAUAAACUUAGGGCUCUUACGUUAGCAA
This is a messenger RNA of Varanus komodoensis (Komodo dragon), 2286 nucleotides long. Its product is annotated as glyoxal reductase-like. Lineage: Eukaryota; Metazoa; Chordata; Lepidosauria; Squamata; Varanidae. The coding region runs from base 18 to 908 and encodes 296 amino acids. Gene Ontology annotation, molecular function: oxidoreductase activity. The transcript has 2 exons. The record is from RefSeq and is a predicted model, not a curated record.